GUCUGCGGAGCUCGCUGGUCCGAGUGUCCCGCAUCGGCUGCGCGCGGGUCCUGAGCGGCCGCGGCCAGCGCAGGCUUGGCGCCCGGUUCCCGUCUGCGUGUGGGGCUCCCGCGGCUGAGCCUGGCCGCUCCGCGAAGCGCCAUGUCCAAGCCACCUCCCAAACCGGUCAAACCAGGGCAAGUUAAAGUCUUCAGAGCGCUGUAUACAUUUGAACCCAGGACUCCCGAUGAACUGUACUUUGAAGAAGGAGAUAUUAUCUAUAUCACGGACAUGAGUGAUACCAGCUGGUGGAAAGGGACAUGCAAAGGCAGGACAGGACUGAUCCCGAGCAACUAUGUGGCUGAGCAGGCAGAAUCCAUCGACAAUCCAUUGCAUGAAGCUGCAAAAAGAGGCAACUUGAGCUGGUUGAGGGAGUGCUUGGACAACCGAGUGGGGGUGAACGGCCUGGACAAAGCUGGAAGUACAGCCCUGUACUGGGCCUGCCACGGGGGCCACAAAGACAUAGUGGAGGUUCUGUUUACUCAGCCGAACGUGGAGCUGAACCAGCAGAACAAACUGGGAGACACAGCUCUGCACGCAGCUGCCUGGAAGGGUUAUGCAGACAUUGUCCAGUUGCUACUGGCAAAAGGUGCCAGGACAGACUUGAGAAACAAUGAGAAGAAGCUGGCCUUGGACAUGGCCACCAAUGCAGCCUGUGCGUCACUCCUGAAAAAGAAGCAGGGGACAGACGGGGUUCGAACGUUAAGCAACGCCGAGGACUACCUUGAUGACGAAGACUCAGACUGAUUCCUCUCGGAGCCGCUUUGAUGCCUAAACUCCUUUUGCUUUUGCCAUUCCAAAACCUUGGUUGUUUUGCCGGAAGAGUAUUGAUAACCGUUCUUUUUUUUUUUUUUUUUUUUUUUUUUGGUUUUUCGAGACAGGAUUUCUCUGUGUAGCUUUGUGCCUUUCCUGGAUCUCGCUCUGGAGACCAGGCUGGCCUCGAACUCACAAAGAUCUGCCUGCCUCUGCCUUCCGAGUGCUGGGAUCAAAGGCGUGUGCCACCACCGCCCGGCGAUAACCGUUCUUUUUAAAGUCUGUAUGAACGUGGCACUGUUGCACUGUGAUCUGUGAUGAGUCGGCAUGGCACCGGUGAUUCUCACCCGUGGCUUGCCAAUAAGCGCUGGGAUACUUUGCUGUAUAAAAUGCAUAUAUGUUCACCAGUGUAGAACAAGAAAAGAUUAUUUCUAUUUAUCAAACUAAAGGAAUUUUAAUAAUUUUUUUCUUUUAAAAAAAUCAAGAUUUUUUUUUUUAAAGUUCUUUACCUCAAGGAAUGGGAUGUUUUGAGUGGGUUUUUCAAGGGGGAAAUGCUUAUUAUAACGAUAGACCAAAACUCUCAACAGAAUAUUGUCAGCUCUUCUGACAAAAAUAAACAUUUAAAGAGUC
Molecule: messenger RNA, 1422 nt
Organism: Peromyscus californicus insignis
Lineage: Eukaryota; Metazoa; Chordata; Mammalia; Rodentia; Cricetidae
Gene: Ostf1
Product: osteoclast stimulating factor 1
Exons: 10
Coding region: 142-786 (214 amino acids)
Biological process (GO): signal transduction
Molecular function (GO): protein binding
Source: RefSeq, a predicted model, not a curated record